UAAUGACGACUAAUUCCAACUAAUAAAGCCCCUAAUCAACGAAACGGACACAGGAAAAAUCGGGUGGGUAAGAACAAUUAGCAUACCCCUUCCCAACCCGGAGACAGAACAGGGAACAGACAAAACCACACUCUCCUCUCUCUGGCUCUUUUUGGUGUUCCAUUGGAUUGGCCUUGUGUUGUAGUAAUUGCCGUGGUGUUGACGGUGGUCUUGGUCCCGACUUGGUUGGUGGGGAAGAAUAAAUGAGAGUGAUAAUGGUGGUGGAGAGAGAAACUCAGGCUCAGGCACAGUCUGGGUUUCCAUUGUUAAAAGCGCAUCAUUGCUAGAGAGUGAGAAAGAGGGGGACGGCUCUGGAAUGCACGUGGUUCAGCUUCACUUGGUGGCAACCGCUUAAAAUUUAUUUUGCACAGACUAACCAUUAUAGGAAGCUUAUUUAAUUGCCUCUCGCUGUCUCAUCUGCUUUCUUUCCAGCAAAGCUACAGCCUUCGUUUCCACUAUUCUCAUUUCAUUUACUUACUCCUACUUCCCAUUCUUCCCUGCCUUCCAUUUCUUCUCUCUCUUCAUCUCUCAGCUCAACCUCAGACCUUGCUUCUCGCAUUCUUCCCCCCUCAAAAGGCUGAAUCGCUACAUACUAAGAGAAUCGCAGAUCUUUGUUGUUUUAGUGAACCUGAUUUCUGUCAAUCCCAUUUGGAAAAGGAAGGAGCUUUGAGUGGAAUGAUCCCAAUUGGUCAUGAUGGUGGUGCUGUGUUCGUCGUUGAAACAGCAUUUGCGCAACCUCGUUCACUGCAGCUGAGGAAAGACAAAUCGUCGCACAUUUGGUUCCAACUACGAUAAUGCCUAACGGCUAAUGUUAUCUCCCAACUCCGCCUUGUUUCGAGCAUGAGAAGGCAUCGUCAAUUUCAUCUCCCGCAUGCUCUCUUGUGCUCUGUUCUCUGUCUUCUUUCAUCUAUCGCGGUCUCACCGGUGACUGAGAAGGAGAUUUUGCUUCAAUUUAAGGGUAACAUUACAGAUGAUCCUCAAAACAGCCUGAGCUCAUGGGUUUCGAGUGGAAACCCUUGUGAAGAUUAUAGAGGAGUUUUCUGUAACCCCGAAGGUUUUGUGGAAAGAAUCGUACUAUGGAACACUAGUUUGGCCGGAGUAUUGGCGCCGGCUUUGUCUGGAUUGAAAUUCUUGAGGAUUUUGACAUUGUUCGGGAAUCGUUUUUCGGGGAAGAUUCCGGAAGAAUACGGUGACAUUCACUCAUUGUGGAAAAUCAAUUUGAGCUCCAAUGCAUUAUCUGGUUCAAUCCCAGAGUUCAUUGGUGACUUAGAAAGUAUCCGCUUUCUGGAUUUAUCGAAGAAUGAGUUCACCGCGGAGAUUCCUUCGGCUCUGUUUAGGCACUGUUACAAAACCAGGUUCAUUUCUCUUUCUCAUAACAGUCUUUCAGGUAUAAUUCCAGCGUCAUUGGCGAAUUGCUCGAACCUUGAAGGUUUUGAUUUUUCUUUCAACAAUCUAAGAGGGGGUAUUCCUUCUGGACUUUGUGAUAUUCCAAGAUUAUCCUACAUGUCCUUGAGAAGCAAUGCCUUAUCAGGAACAGUGGAAGAGCAGAUUGUGGGAUGCCAAAGUUUGACACUUUUAGAUCUUGGAGAUAAUGCAUUCACUGGUUCAGCCCCUUUUAGCAUCAUUGGAACGAAGAAUCUUACUUAUUUCAAUGUAUCACGUAACGGUUUUAGUGGACAAAUUCCAGGGAACACUGCUUGUAGCGAGAGAUUACAGUUUUUUGAUGCUUCGGGGAAUGCUUUGGAUGGGGAGAUUCCCUCUAGUAUAACAGGAUGCAAAAGCCUCAAGCUAUUGGCCUUGGAGUCUAAUAGGUUGAAAGGGACUAUCCCAUUAGGGAUUAAAGACAUGGGAAGGCUACUUGUUAUUAAAUUAGGUAAUAAUUCAGUAAGUGGAUCGAUUCCCAAGGGGUUUGGCAACAUUCAGCUGCUUGAAGUGCUUGAUUUGCAUAAUCUAAACCUUGUCGGUGAAAUUCCCGAAGAUAUAAGCAAUUGUAGAUUCCUUCUAGAGCUGAAUGUUUCGGGUAAUAACUUGGAAGGAGAGAUUCCUCAGAACCUUAACAACUUAACAUAUCUGGAAGUCCUUGACCUGCAUCAAAAUCAGCUCAGUGGCAGCAUCCCAACAAGCCUAGGAAACUUGUCAAAGAUCCAAUACCUAGAUGUGUCACAUAAUUCACUUUCUGGUUCUAUCCCUUCUUCCCUUGGGAAUUUGAACAGACUGACACAUUUUAAUCUCUCAUUUAACAAUCUCUCUGGUAUCAUUCCACCAAUUGCAUCGAUACAGAGUUUUGGUUCUUCAGCAUUUUCCAACAACCCUUAUCUUUGUGGGGUUCCUUUGGACACCCCUUGCUCAGCAAAUGGCACUACAACACAGCCUACUUCUAGGAAGCCUAAACUAAGUGUCUCUGCAAUUAUUGCAAUUGUUGCUGCAGCAGUGAUUCUUAUUGGGGUUUGUUUGGUGAGCAUCAUGAAUAUCAAGGCACGUCGUAAGAAAAAAGAUGAACAGAUGAUGAUAGUUGAGACUACGCCCCUUGGAUCUACAGAAUCAAAUGUCAUAAUAGGAAAGCUGGUUCUCUUCAGCAAAAGUUUACCAUCGAAGUAUGAAGACUGGGAGGCAGGUACCAAAGCAUUGCUUGAUAAAGAGUCUUUGAUCGGGCGAGGAUCAAUUGGGACAGUCUACAGAACUGAUUUUGAAGGUGGGAUCUCUAUUGCAGUGAAAAAGCUUGAGACGUUGGGAAGAAUCAGAAACCAAGAUGAAUUUGAGCAUGAAAUUGGGCGAAUAAGUAACCUUCAACACCCUAAUUUAGUUGCCUUUCAAGGUUACUAUUGGUCCUCGACCAUGCAGUUAAUUCUAUCAGAGUUUGUCUCAAAUGGGAAUCUCUACGAUAAUCUACAUGGCUUUGGCUAUCCCGGAACCAGCACUAGCCGCGGCAAUAGGGAACUAAACUGGUCCAGAAGGUACCAAAUUGCAGUUGGAACUGCAAGAGCCCUUGCCUACCUUCACCAUGACUGUCGACCUCCGAUUCUUCAUCUCAACUUGAAGUCAUCAAACAUACUCUUAGAUGACAGGUAUGAGGCAAAGUUGUGUGAUUAUGGGCUAGGGAAGUUACUUCCCAUGUUGGACAAUUAUGGUUUGACCAAAUUCCACAAUUCUGUUGGAUAUGUUGCACCAGAGUUGGCUCAGAGUAUGAGACAGAGUGAGAAAUGUGACGUGUAUAGUUUUGGGGUUAUUCUUUUGGAAUUGGUCACAGGGAGGAAGCCCGUAGAAAGUCCAACAGCGAGCGAGGUCGUGGUUUUGUGUGAUUAUGUUAGAGGAUUAUUGGAGACUGGCUCAGCUUCACAAUGCUUUGAUACGAGGUUGCUGGGUUUUGUGGAGAACGAGUUAAUUCAGGUGAUGAGAUUGGGGCUUAUCUGUACGUCGGAGGAUCCUUCAAGGAGACCAAGUAUGGCUGAGGUUGUGCAGGUUCUUGAAUCUAUCAGAAAUGGAUUGGAAUCAAAUUAACCAGACAGACCAAAUGGACUUCGUUGCCGCCCAGAGUUAGGUAAUUUUUAAUUUAGCUUCUCCCUGAGUACAGAUAGGAGGCAGCAGAAGUGGAUGGAAAUUUGUGCAUACAAGGCUCGAGAGUGAGAAUGUUUUCCUAGGAAAAGUGAAAAAGAAAAAUAAUUCUUUUGCAUUCAUUUUUAAAUUAUCAUUUAAUUUAAAACUGUAAUAUUCUCAAUAAGAGGCAUUUGUUUAUUACGUUUGCA
Molecule: messenger RNA, 3782 nt
Organism: Neltuma alba
Lineage: Eukaryota; Viridiplantae; Streptophyta; Magnoliopsida; Fabales; Fabaceae
Product: probable LRR receptor-like serine/threonine-protein kinase At1g12460
Exons: 2
Coding region: 880-3537 (885 amino acids)
Biological process (GO): protein phosphorylation
Molecular function (GO): ATP binding; protein kinase activity; protein binding
Source: RefSeq, a predicted model, not a curated record